AUGGAGUUUCUUGAUAGGCUUGAUGUGGUUGAGAGAUACGCGGAGGUGUCUGUUCAUCGCACGUUCCGAGACCGAACGUCCCCAUACGACAACUUGAGCGACGAAGAAUUUCGCAAGGAUUACCGCUUCUCUAAACACGUGUUCUUCGAUAUCUGUAGCAUGAUGCAGGAUGAACUCCAAAGACGGCAGGGAAGAGGGAUAGAUCUGACAGUGGCUGAUCAAGUGGCCAUCAGUAUACACUUGCUCGGCAGAAAUGUGAUGCAGAGCGACUCUGCAAGGAUUGCGGGGUGUCAUCAAAGCACCGUGUCUCGGGUGCUUUUCACUUUUGUGCGGGCUUUAAAUAGAAGGGCAGCUCGGUACAUACACUGGCCGACCGAAGUGGAGAAGGCCAGAAUCAGGCAACAGUUCUACCGCCGCUUUGGCGUACCGGGAGUGACUGGCGUCAUCGAUGGCACCCACUGUCGAAUUCAGCGACCCACGGAAGGAGAAGAAGACUACGUAAAUAGGAAAGGAUACCACAGCCUCAAUGUGGGCGUCGUGGUUGAUUACGACCUGAAAGUGAGAUGGGUAAAUUCCAUGUGGCCGGGAUCUGCGCACGACUCCCGGGUGUUCACGACGUCAGCUUUGUACGACCAGCUGAGAAGAGGAGAGCUUCAGGGAACUCUCUUGGGGGAUUCGGCGUAUCGUGCGGAGACGUUUCUGCUCAAACCAUUGGACAAUCCGAGCACCCGUCAAGAGCAGCGGCACAACAGAGCCGUGUGUGCCGCACGCGCCAAAGUCGAGCAGGCAUUUGGAGUACUAAAGAGGCAAUUUCAUAUUUUACACGGCGAAUGCAGGUACUCUCCCGAGAAGGCAGCUCAGAUAGUGGUAGCGUGCUGUGUGCUCCGCAAUAUAGCGAUAGAUGCAAGAGAACCUAUCGACUAUGAUGAGUACACAGGGGAGGAUCGGCAAGAUGGUGAGGUUCCUUCCGAGCCAUCCACUGAGAUGACUCAUAGGAGCGCUACAGCUUUUAUGCGAGACAUAAUUGCA
Molecule: messenger RNA, 1029 nt
Organism: Ostertagia ostertagi
Lineage: Eukaryota; Metazoa; Nematoda; Chromadorea; Rhabditida; Trichostrongylidae
Source: the annotation of a GenBank genome assembly